CCGUCGCCUCGCUAUCCCUGGCAGGACCGGAGCGGGCAACCCGGGAGUCCCGGCGGCCAGGGCAGACACCCCUGGGAACGGAGUCGGUGUGACCCUGACGAGCAGCCGCGAUGGGGAAGACACUGGAUCUUUCCAAGCUCACGGAUGAAGAGGCCAAGCAUGUCUGGGAGGUGGUUCAACGGGACUUCGACCUUCGAAGGAAAGAAGAGGAAAGGCUAGAGGGGUUGAAGGGCAAGAUUAAGAAGGAAAACUCCAAGAGGGAGCUGCUUUCAGACACAGCCCACCUGAGCAACACCCACUGCGCCCGCUGCCUGCAGCCCUACCGGCUCCUUGAGACCCCCAAGAGGCAAUGCCUGAACUGCCACCUCUUCACCUGCGGAGGCUGCAGCCACCCCCACCCAGAGGAGCAAGGCUGGCUCUGUGACCCCUGCCACCUGGCCAGGGUCGUGAAGGUGGGCUCUCUGGAGUGGUACUACGGGCAUGUGAGAGCCCGCUUCAAGCGCUUCGGGAGCGCUCAAGUGGCGCGGUCCCUCUGCGGGCGGCUGCAGGGAGCAGGUUUACCUGAUGGAGUGCGGAGCGCGCCCGACCUCCACAUCACGCAGACAUCCACUGCAGGUGGGCCUGAGCAGAUGCCCGGAGACUCAAGUGGAGAGGAAGAGCAGACUGAUGAGGAUGGAGAAGGGGACACAGCGGCCCAGGCCCAGCCCCUUGGCAGCCAAAAAAAGCGCCUCCUCCCCGUCCACAGCUGGGACUUUGAGGCCGACUCUGACGACUCCGAUCCGUCCUGCGGUCCCCCGCCAAGCCUAUCCUCGGUUUCAGGGGCCACGGACAGCCUGCAGGCCCUCACAGAUGACCCCUGCACAGAGGAGACCACCUCCCAGGAGGCCCGGGUCCUGGACCAGGCUGAUGCCAGGGCCCCUGGAUGCCACUCCCAUGCAGAAGAGCAGAGGGUCAGCCUCUUUCCUGCCGGACCAGACGAGCUCUCAGAGCCCUGCCUGCCGGAGGAGUCCUGCACUGCAGGCCCAGGAGUCGCUGCCACUCCUGGGCCAAACAUCCUCAGGAGUGGGCAGCUGCCCUCCCAGUAUCUGGCUGACGUGGACACCUCGGAUGAAGAAAGCAUCUGGGCUCAGAGAGUGGCCUUUCACCAUCCCAGACAGACAGGCUGGACCACAUCUGAGAACCAGCAUCCAGGUGGUGACGAGCCCACCGAUGCCGAUGUGGAAGAGGCAGCCCUCAAGAGAAAGCUGGAGGAGCUGACCAGCCAUGUCAGUGACCAAGGGGCCUCAUCCGCGGAGGAAGAGGACACGGACUCAGGGGCUGGGAUGGGCAGAAGCAAGCCUGCCGAGGGCCACUGCGGGGCCACAUGGGAGGUAUGCACGGCUGCAGGCCAAACUCCCAGCCGGGAAAAGGACCCACUGAGUCCUGGGGACCCCGAGCAGCCCAGCAGGACCACGGAGGCAGAGCUGGUGGAUCUGGAGGGCCAAGUGGCCGCCACGGCCUGUGAGGUGCGGCGGACAGAGAGCCAGGUUUCGAAUAUCGAGUCCAGGAUUGCAGCCUUGCGGGCAGCGGGGCUCACCGUGCAGCCCUCGGGAAAGCCCCAGAGGAAGUCUAACCUCCCAAUCUUUCUCCCCCGGCUUGUCAGGAAAUCUAGCCAGAGUCUGAUGGAUCCAAAUGCAGGCCCUUUGAAUGAGGCUGAGGUGGAGGCCGUGCCCUGUCUCGUGAAGAGGAAGCUCAGCAAUUACUCCAAAAGUCAAGACAAAGAUGUUGACUCCUUCAGUCGGAAGUCUGUGUACCGCGGAUCCCUGACCCAGAGAAACCCCAACGGCAGGAACAGAGCCGCCAACCACAGCUUUGCGAAACCCGUGAUGACCCACCAGCCUUAAGAGGAGAGGUUCACCAGGACGGGACACCCACCCUCUUCCCCUCCACCUCGGUCACUGAGUCCCGCCUCCUGCCCUGCGCUUUCCGCUGCACACAGCCCAGUGGAGGGAGAAUAGACCCUAGCCCAUGUUGGAAACCCACCCGCGAGCUGUCAGCAGUUCUCAGACCGUCAGCUCUUCGCUCAAGUUCAUGGACAACCUCCAAGGCCACCUGGUCCGUGGCUGCUCUGAUUCGUUAAGAGGCAUCUAGGCUGUACGUCUUUCCCUUAGGGCACUGUGGUUUAAGCUUUCUGAAGAGGACAAAGAUCUUUCUCAGUGUGAUCCCAUACCCCCUCCCUGCUGGCUUCCUGAUGUUGCUUUCAUGACCGGCAUGGACAGGAGAGGACGCGGUGACCACCCCAGCCGUCUGUGUACUCCUGAGUGUGUCUGCCGGGUCGUGGGCAGAAGUGUGAGCACUCCUGGACAUCGGGACAAGUGACUGGACUCUUGUCUCUCUGAAUAAGAAGGAGGGAUAGGCUGUCAGAUCUCCUUAUACACACACCCCGUCUUCGAGUUCACCCGUGCUUCACAGGCUGGGAGAGAGGACCCCGUGGUUGAGGACAGAGCGUGCGGGUAGCAGCAGGUGGGCGUCCGCUCACAGCCCGGGUAUCGGGGCACACCACCUGCUGGGAGGCCCCGGUGGCACUCUGGAUGGGUGGGCAGAAGGGUGGGCUCCAGCCCGACACUGCCACUCACUGCGGUGGGAUCCAGUGGGGCAAAGGACCAGCUGGUGACGCCCGCCAGCCACUUGCCAUCUGUCCGUAGACGAGCUCCAAGUCCUCCACCUCGGACAGUCUGGGAGUCAGGGUGCAGCCCAGCUUUAAGGGGAGCCCACUGGGACCCUCUGCAGCUGCCUUGGGCACAGUAACCACAUCUCCCCCUCCCGGGCGUGGCUGGGGGCUCACGGGGACCUGUUUAUUUGAACAUCAGAGCAGCCCAUUCUGCAGAGUGGAGCCCUGAGGGUGAAGCAGCCUCCCGCUGGGCCGGAAGCCACCUCGUGACCCGGGCCGGAAGCCACCUCGUGACCCUCUAAUGCCUUCCGAGGCGACUUCAGGUCCGCUCUCACUUCCCUCGCGCGGCGGCUUGGUGCUUGUGUUCAGUGGUAACUGAAAGGAGACGGUGAACCUGUGAUGCCCAAGAGCCUUGCCUACUAAGAUGUUCUUCCGACCUGUCUCCCCACGGCUUACAGAUUCUGCACCAUGAGCUCUGAUCCCAUCCCCACUGACCCCACAGUGUCUCAGUCCCCACAGGGGCCACGUUGCCCACAAGCUGGUCCACGGCAGCUCCAGGGCAAUUUUCAGAAUCGGCGUCUGCAUUGAUCCAGAUGACCUAGGCUUUGGCAGUGUGCUGGGGUUUGUGGUAAAGAUGGAGCUGAUCCUCCUUCUCCAAAUGAAAGCUGCUUCACAUAGGCAGCUCCUAAAUUCAGUGCUGGAAAUGAUUCAAGAUGCCUAUACAUGGAGGAGGAUCGGUUCUUUGUGAUGUGCAGUUCUCCUUAUUCACAAAGAAAACGGGGGGUCGACAUGAGCUCCUAGCCUUCGGGGGGAGGCAGUCCUGGCUGGCCUGGAGCCCUGCCCUGGAGGUGAGGGUAACAGGCCCACCAAGGACCAGAGUGGCCACUUCGCCCCAUGGCUAACUUGAGUGCAGAGACCUUCUGACCUGGAAACACACUGGUGCCUCUUUCCAAAGGCCCCUCUCAGGGGUCUCCGAUUAGGUCCACAGCUGUACUCACUCAUUCAUUCAUUCACCUGACGCUGUGCACGGCCCAAGGAUCUGUGUUCAUCCGUGGCCCUGGCCAGGCCAUCGGGGAUGUGAGUUCUCCCGGUCCCGUGCUGGCUCCUCGGCCCUUCCUGCCUCCUCUCCUUCCCUGUCAGGACCAUGGCUUUAGGGGCCUGUGGCUGGUCUGCCGCCCAGACGCCCCAAGGUUCGCUGCACAGACCAGCCACCCCUUCCUCCGGCAUCUCAACAUCAGCCUGUCCUGCUGACCCCAGAUCUCACUCACAUGCCCAUUCAGGUCACCUCCAUCCUCCGCGGGGGCUCUGGGCAAGGCUCUGCCCUCUCUUCAACCUCACGCUCUGUCGGGAAAGCUGGCCUCUGCCUUCUGCGUACACCUCCGCCCUCUGCCCUCCCACUUCGUCAGCAACCGUGUCACUGAUUCGGGAUUUUUCUUUCAGGUUUAUUUUUGAUGUGGACCACUUUUAAAGUCUUUAUUGGAUUUGUUACACUA
Molecule: messenger RNA, 4143 nt
Organism: Odocoileus virginianus texanus
Lineage: Eukaryota; Metazoa; Chordata; Mammalia; Artiodactyla; Cervidae
Gene: MLPH
Product: melanophilin
Biological process (GO): intracellular protein transport
Cellular component (GO): cortical actin cytoskeleton
Molecular function (GO): small GTPase binding; actin binding; myosin binding
Source: RefSeq, a predicted model, not a curated record